AUGUUAGAAAAUAUUUUUAUAUUUUUCCAACCAUUUAGAAAUGAAAGAACAAUAACUCAUGGGUUGUAUUCAGAGGUCAGGAGAUCUAGGAGGGAUGAUAGGCUGCUGGUGUUCAGCAGGGGGCCAGACCCCCUCAGCAAAGGGGUUCUCAUGGGUUUGGUGGACUCUCCACUAAGCAGUGACCUUAGACCAAAUCUUGCAAAUCUAAGUAAAUUACGCUGUGUGCGGGCUAAAAGGAAAAACACCUCUAUCCCUCACAUGGAGUGGGGCUCUCUGGGCAUCAGGACCCCACUUUUGAUCCCUGAGAACCAGUGA
Rangifer tarandus platyrhynchus (Svalbard reindeer) is the source of this 315-nucleotide messenger RNA. Lineage: Eukaryota; Metazoa; Chordata; Mammalia; Artiodactyla; Cervidae. The record is from the annotation of a GenBank genome assembly.